GAUCCCAACUAGGACCAUAUAGCCAUUUGGGAGGGAGAACUCUAUGUUCUUCCCAGCGUGAAUGUAGGGGGCGGAGCCUGAGGCCGACUCCCGGGAGGGCUAGACUUCGCUUUGGAGGGGCGUACGAGUCCCGACUCCUAAGGUUGAUGCGGUGAGGUGCGAGAUCAUUGCGAGGAGGCUGACCUGCAGUGUGACCUGCCAUCUCCUGUUUCCAGAGCGGUGGUCAGCAUCCCGGAGCCUCCCGACCCUAUGACUCAUAGUCACGGGAGUGGAUACUGUAGUCUACAGGGCGACCACUGGGUGGAGAAUGGGGGAGUGUCUAGCCGCAAAGCUUUGAUCUAGGGUGCCCAACGGAUUGCCCGCCUCUCUCCUAGCGGCACUCCUGCUGUAUCUACGAUGGCUCUCCGGACGCUCCUAGAGUUCCCUGAAACAUCUAAGGGGAGGGGAGAUAAGAUGUCCCUCUUCCUACGUUAUGCUUUGAUUUCCUUAGGAUAUAACACCGUAAUUGGGGGUGUGGGCGGGAGAGAACCUGGGAUCCGAGGAAGGUCAAGGCGGAGCCUAAAGCGCUCCGGAAGUGUAGUGCCGAGGCUCGGGCAGCAUGACGACGGAGACCUUCGUGAAGGAUAUCAAGCCCGGGCUCAAGAAUCUGAACCUCAUCUUCAUUGUGCUGGAGACAGGCCGGGUGACCAAGACAAAAGACGGGCACGAGGUUCGGACCUGCAAAGUGGCAGACAAAACAGGCAGCAUCAAUAUCUCUGUCUGGGACGACGUGGGCAACCUGAUCCAGCCUGGAGACAUUAUUCGGCUCACCAAAGGGUACGCUUCAGUGUUCAAAGGUUGUCUGACACUGUACACUGGACGUGGGGGUGAUCUUCAGAAGAUUGGAGAAUUCUGUAUGGUUUAUUCCGAGGUUCCUAACUUCAGUGAGCCAAACCCAGAGUACAGUGCCCAGCAGGCACCCAACAAGACGUUGCAGAACGACAGCAGCCCUACGGCUCCCCAGCCUACCACUGGACCCCCUGCCGUUUCUCCAGCCUCUGAGAACCAGAACGGGAAUGGACUGAGUGCCCCACCAGGCCCUGGUGGUGGCCCGCACCCCCCUCACGCACCCUCGCAUCCCCCCAGCACCCGAAUUACCCGAAGCCAGCCCAACCACACACCUGCCGGCCCUUCGGGCCCAUCCAGCAACCCUGUUAGUAACGGCAAGGAAACCCGGAGGAACAGCAAGAGAUAGCAAGACAUCCUUCCUCCCUUCCCGCCACCUACCAUAGCCCCAGUGUCUCCUAGAGCACACAGCCUUCUACUAGGCUGCUGGCUUUUGGGGGGCUGGGUGUGGGUAGGUAGUAGUAUUUGAGCCACUAAAUUUCACUGGAGGGGUGGUGAACAGUGGCCUUAUCCACCCUAAGCCCAUACUCCCUGCCUUGCCCAGCUGAAGCUGCCUAUCCCCUGGGAUUCAAGGCUCUCUGCCCGCCCUCCUUCCUCUUAGAAACAACAGUCACAGUCUGUUUCUGGUGUGUGUGAUGUGGAAGUCAAAUUGAAUCCCUCCUUCCUAAUAAACGUUACCGCUCUGUA
Mirounga angustirostris (Northern elephant seal) is the source of this 1572-nucleotide messenger RNA. It is a transcript of the gene NABP2, whose product is annotated as nucleic acid binding protein 2. The coding region runs from base 599 to 1234 and encodes 211 amino acids. Gene Ontology annotation, biological process: double-strand break repair via homologous recombination; mitotic cell cycle checkpoint signaling; response to ionizing radiation. The record is from RefSeq and is a predicted model, not a curated record. Gene Ontology annotation, molecular function: DNA binding. The transcript has 7 exons. Lineage: Eukaryota; Metazoa; Chordata; Mammalia; Carnivora; Phocidae. Gene Ontology annotation, cellular component: SOSS complex.